Candoia aspera is the source of this 4971-nucleotide messenger RNA. It is a transcript of the gene LRP10, whose product is annotated as LDL receptor related protein 10. The record is from RefSeq and is a predicted model, not a curated record. The transcript has 7 exons. The coding region runs from base 132 to 2174 and encodes 680 amino acids. Gene Ontology annotation, cellular component: plasma membrane. Lineage: Eukaryota; Metazoa; Chordata; Lepidosauria; Squamata; Candoiidae. Gene Ontology annotation, molecular function: protein binding; low-density lipoprotein particle receptor activity.
GACCGCCCGGAGGAAGAGCCGAGGAGGCCCGGGGGGCGAGGCGGCGGGCGAGGACCGUGCCCCGCUUCCAGCGCGGGGGGGCGGCAGCGCUCCGGCGACCCUCGGAGACCAGCGGCGGGAGCAGGAGCGGGAUGGCCCUGCCUGCCGGCCGAGGCGGCCCGACCGGGCGGCUGAUGGGCGCCGAGCAGCCCCUUCGGGCGACCGCGCGGGGUGCCCGCCGCGUCCUUCUUGUGGGGCUCCUGCUGGGUAUCAUUCAGGCUGCCAAAAGUAACCCCUCGCGUGUAGCUGCUUGUCCAGGCUACCCUGAUGUCCGGAGAGAACCGCAAGGCCAAAUCCGUAGCUCCCUGUCCCGAGGGGCAACUUCCAGCAGCUGUACUUGGGUGAUCGUGGGUGGGCCUGACGAUAUCAUCUACAUUGGGUUCCAGUACUUGUUUCUUUCCUGCGGCUCGGAGAUGUUAAUCAUCCAUCCGACCUCUCAGCCUUUCCGGAAAUUCUGCGGUUACAAAACACCGGAGCCCCUUCGAAUAAAGGGAGGCAACGUGACCCUGACAUACACUUGGAAGUUGGGCAAGAUGUGGGCAAGAAAGGGAUUUCAGCUGAAAUAUGAAAGAGAAUCUAAAGCACAGCCCACCCUCUCAUGUAACCGCACCUUGGACAACUUCUACGGGGUAAUUUAUUCUCCAGCCUUCGGCUCGGACUCACACCUGGGAGCCGCAGAUUGCCAGUGGGUCCUCGAUGCCCACGACAGCCGUCCCCUCACCAUUCGUUUCACAGUCCUCAACUUAGAUAUCGGGGACUCCCUCCGGGUGUACGAUGGGGCUCCUGGGGCCCCGCCCCACCCUCACCUGCUGCGCAACUUGGAUUACACCAGCAACAACAAGGUCGUGUCUGUGGACUCCCCGUCCAGCCGGGCAUGGGUCACCUACCAGGCAGUGCCAGGAACGGAAGGCCGCGGCUUCAACGCCACUUACCACGUGCAAGGCUUCUGUGUGCCGUGGGAUUUCCCCUGUGGCGGAGAAAGCGGGGAGGGGGCGACGUGCUACAGCACCGCCGAGCGCUGCGACGGGAGCUGGGACUGUGCCAACGGCGCUGAUGAGGACGGCUGUCACGGCUGCCCGCCGGGGCAGUACGCCUGCGGAGGACGAGGCCUUGGCGGUGCCAUCUGCUACGGGCCUGCCGACCGUUGCAACUACCAGACGUUUUGUGGCGAUGCUGCGGACGAGCGCCGCUGUUACGCCUGCCAGCCUGGCAACUUCCGGUGCCGCGAUGGGCGCUGCAUCUACGAGAGCUGGGUGUGUGACGGGCAGGCGGACUGUGUUGACACUUCCGAUGAGGCGGAUUGCUCCUACAUCCUGCCACGCAAGGUGGUAACGGCAGCCGUCAUUGGCAGCCUGGUGUGCGGUCUUCUUCUGGUCAUAGCGCUGGGCUGCACGUGCCGUCUUUAUGCUCUCCGAAGCCAUGAUUUUGGGGUCUUAGCACCAAUGUCACGGAUGGAGGCGCGGUUGGUUCAGCGCCAGGCUCCACCAUCUUAUGGGCAGCUCAUUGCUCGCGGUGUUAUUCCUCCAGUAGAAGGCUUCCCAGUUGAGCAUCCGAGUCAAAAUUCAGUCCUGGGAAAUUUGCGGUCUCUGCUGCAUUUGUUGCGGCGGGACCCAGCUAGCCCUCCCGGCACCGGCGGGGGUCGUCGCCCCCAGCGCAGCCGCUUCUUGCGACGUUUGACGAGGCGCAUGCGCCGGCUGGGACUGCUCCCUCGCCCAGCCUCCUCUGCCUCAUCUUCAGCAGCCGCUGCUGCAGCCACCCCUGGCUCGACUUCGCCUUCUGCUCCCCAUGACCCAGCUGAGCUGUCUGGCGGGGAUGAAGAUGCUUCCCCCCAUCUUCCAGAAGACCAACCCCUGCCUCUCCCCCAGAAGAUCCCACCAGUUCACGCAGAAUCCGCACCAGAGCCUCAAGUCCUGUAUCCCACUCCACGGCUUUCGAGGGUGAUGCGCAGCCUCCGAGUUCGGCUCUUCUCCCCCGCGCCCCCCUGCUCUGUGGAAGCUGGGGAGGACCCCCUGAACACGUCCCGGUCUCCUGAUGAUGAAGAUGAUGUCCUCCUAAUUCCUCUCACCGAUCCACAGCUCCAGAGCCUUCACGCCACUGCAAACUGGGACGCCGAUGAUGAGCCCCUUCUGGCCUGAGAAAUAUUGCUGGGCGUUGCCUUUAGGAAACCUGAAGCUACUGACAGACAAGCGAGAGGCAUCGUUUUUUUUCCCUGCAGAUCCCCUUCCUUCCACAAGUCUUUUUUUUUUCUGGACAAGUGGGAAGUGAAAGAAACCCUUGGCCAUUUAGAACGGAGAAAAAACAAAUCCUUAAACGUUAGUCCUCUUCUUGGCAUUUGACCGUAAGAAUGGUCUCAUUUGGCCCUUGAAGUCAGCUCCCCUUUCUGAUAUCCUGAGGGUUGCAAAAAUCUCUUUGGCUCAGCAGAGCAGGAGUAUUCUGGGCCUCUAAAAUCCUAAUUUUUAGAAGGGGUGAUUCUCUUCUGAAAUGGCGGUUUUCGUUCUCAGGCAAGAACGUGCCCAGUCCUUUAGAGAGGUUUUUGCUUCCUUUGGCACUGAAAUGGGGACUUGUGUUGAAAGUGAUAAAAGUACAUGCACUUGACAUUUUAAAAAGCGCUCUUAGAAACUGAGGAGGAGGGGAUGGAAAUGAAAUGUGUUCUUUGAGAAACACUGCAGUUUCUCACUUGACUAAAAAUGAAGGAAGCAAAGAUACUCGAGCCACAAUCCAGAAUAACCUUUAGCUUCUCUGCAGGCAGUAAUUUUCUUUUUCCUAAAGGUGGUGGCAGCAGUGAUUGACCUUCAAACUGUCCAUCCUGUGUGGGAAUUAAAUGUUUAUUUUUGUGAGUUUAUGGAAAGGGGGAAAGCUGAAAAUCUAGUAAUUCCACUGGAACUUUUUUUGCGGUAACGUUUUACAGCGCAAUCUUUUGCUAACAAAUUGGGAGUUCAGUGGGAGUGGAUCCUAGAUUUAAAAAAAAAAUCUAUAGUAUUGCAGGGUGGGAGAAAGAAGAAAGGUAGAAAAUACUUUGAAUCUUUUGUUGAUAAAUCUUUUGUAAGUAAAUUAUUUUUUAAAAGCACAGCCAACAGAAAAAAGAAAAAGAAAUUUUGCACAUGGAAUGUCCAAUCAGCUGUGUAAGCAGCAUUUUGUAUGAAGGAUAAAAGGAAUGUUUUAAGGGCAGCGAUCAGUUACAAAUUUAGUAGUGGUAACUGUUGAUUAUUUCUUUUACAAACAGGAAGCAUAGACACAUCCAGCUACAGUGAAAUAAACAUGAUUUAGGCUGUCCUGAAAAGGAAAGGCUUAAAUCAAAAGUCAAGAUUAUCUUUGCCUUCAGCUUUUACAAGAUUGCUCUUAAAUUCUUAAAAGUGUUCUUAAAUGAGGUGAUGACUUAUUUCACACCAGUGAAGUGGCAACUGGCUUUUUUCAAGCUGGUGCAUCUGGAUUUCAACUCCAGAAUUCCCCAAAGUUGGGGUAGGACUUACAGGGGUUGAAGUGGCCUGUUGCAGAAAGAUAUUGUCCUACAUUUGGAUCUUGGCUUAGAUUAAAUCCACUGAAAUCCAUAGUAACAAGUUAGGCACUUUAAAAUAAUAAUAAAAAAAAAAGUAUCAGCUUUGUUUACCCUUACAUGACUGGAUUCAACUCCAUAAAUCUGAAUAGUGUCUGAUUUUUUUAAAAAAGCGGUGCUUUUAAAUUUUAAUCAUAUUUUAGGCAAGAGAAAAAAAAGGAAAGGCAUAAAAUCUGUGCUGAAUCUCUGCCCGUUUACUUACCUAUUUUUAACAAAGCCCACAGAAUGCAAAUCAAGUGGAGCAUACGUUGCAAAAUAAGCUUGAAAAGGCAGUUGUGAAUUAUCAUUUCUCCAAGCUGGCUAGAAGUGUUUGAGAAUGACACAGGCCGUUACCGAGUCAGGCAAAUUGUGUUCCGUAAACAAUGUUCCUGAUGGGGAAUAGGCAGAAAUGCUGCAAUCUUUUUCUGUCAGAUGCAUUUCUCCAUCAUAAUAUUCUUUUUAGCUGUCUAUCCAACGCUGCUAACCUGAUGACCUCCAAGGGGGUUUUUGCUCUCAGAAACCAGGUUGAAAAAGAUGGCACUCCCAUGAUUAUUUUGAAGGGGAAGGGAUGGGACCAGUAAAAUCAAAUCCACUCCAAGUUGAAAUGAACUCUGCUGAUUUUUACAGGAAGAAGAAUGCUUCUCCCAUGAAGUAGCAAAACGGGUGCCUUCUGCAUCCAUGACCUAGAACAGUGCUUCUCAACCUUGGCAGCUUUCGGAUGGGUGGAUUCCAACUCCCAGAAUUCCUCAGCCAGCCUGUGCUGGCUGAGGAAUUCUGGGAGUUGGAGUCCACCCAUCCGAAAGCUGCCAAGGUUGAGAAACACUGACCAGAAGUUCUACUUGACGGCAACAAAGUGGGUAUCAGUCCUCAGGGUGGCUUCAUGGAUUUCUGUCCGUGGAACUCCAGUUGAAAGAGGCUACUGGAGCUGAUGGUACCAACCGUCCAGAGUUGAGCAUCUCUCAAGAAGCUCCAGGUUUUGGCUCGUUGCAGUGAGAAAUUGCCCCCCAAAGUAGACAUUCAGGGGGGCCAGCUGGCCAGGAGGGAGUCUGGUAAAUUAAUUGACGAUCAGCCAGGGCUCCCGAUUUUGCUCAGCAGCACGCCAAAUUGUUCCCGAGCGUCUUGUGUGUUCACAUGUAUCAAUUCAUAUAUAUAUCAUUCCUUUUGCUGGCGGAGGUAGUUAAAUCACUGAAUCAGUGGCAGCAUCGUUUUGUUUCUGAAAAUGAGUGCGGGUAACGGUAAUAGUGAGUAUUUGCACUAUGUAUUUUUUGUUCUUUUGCUGUGACCACUAACGGAGGGCUGUUCGGUGUAUAACUCCACCUUCUGUUGCCUUUACGAUUUUGCUAAGAGCUUUUUAAAAAAAGGAUGUUUUGAACUGUUCUAGUAAAGCGAAUCUUCCUGUC